AUGGGAGGAAGAACAUGUCCUCCUGCGUCACCCAUUUUGCCUCUGAAUUCGUUCUACAGUUUUGAGGAAUUUCAACCAAAGGAGAGAAAGAAAAGGUCAAAGAAGACUAGGAAGACCCACGAGAAGUACAAGAAGAAAGAGAGUUUCUACCAUCUCAGCUCCUUGUCUGCAGAAACUAAUGGUGGUGGGUGGUUCAGCAGUGAAGAGGAACUAGAUGACGAGAUAGAGAUGUUUUUCUCCUCGAGGAGCUUCUCUUCUGAUUCCUCGGAGUCUCGUCACCUAAACAAGAGAAGUUCUUGCCGGAGAUCAGAAGCCAGAGCUGAACGGAGAAGAGCAGUGAGCAAGAAUUCCGAUAUGGGAUGCUGUAUGUUUUCCACUAGGGGGAAAGUGCAGGAAAGUUUCGCAAUAGUGAAGCGCUCCAGCGAUCCUUACAGUGAUUUCAGGACAUUAAAGGUGGAGAUGAUCAUCGAAAAGCAGAUAUUUAAAGCCAAGGAUCUCGAGCAGCUUCUACAGUGCUUUCUGUCGUUGAACUCCAUUCAUCAUCACAAAGUGAUCGUCGAGGUCUUCUCAGAGAUAUGGGAAGCUCUGUCUCUAACUUGUCUUGAAGAAAUCUGCUAUUUCGUCUUGUUAUAUUUAGAUUUCUGA
Messenger RNA from Nelumbo nucifera (sacred lotus), 645 nucleotides. The record is from RefSeq and is a predicted model, not a curated record. NCBI's taxonomy places the organism in Eukaryota, Viridiplantae, Streptophyta, Magnoliopsida, Proteales, Nelumbonaceae.